Triplophysa rosa is the source of this 5901-nucleotide messenger RNA. Its product is annotated as cAMP-specific 3',5'-cyclic phosphodiesterase 4D-like. The record is from RefSeq and is a predicted model, not a curated record. The transcript is spliced from 16 exons. Gene Ontology annotation, biological process: signal transduction. Bases 1041 to 3191 code for a protein of 716 amino acids. Gene Ontology annotation, cellular component: cytosol; perinuclear region of cytoplasm; nucleus. NCBI's taxonomy places the organism in Eukaryota, Metazoa, Chordata, Actinopteri, Cypriniformes, Nemacheilidae. Gene Ontology annotation, molecular function: 3',5'-cyclic-AMP phosphodiesterase activity.
AAGACGAGAACCGGGAACACCGCUGUGUACUGGAGAGAGAGAGAGAGAGAGAGAGAGAGCGAGAGAGAGAGAGAGAGAGAGCGCACCCUGGGGUUAGAAAGAGUGAAAGAGAGAGAAUGUGUGAUCCGUGGAUAAGUGACUUGUGUGAACGUUGAGAGAUUGAACACGUGCUAUCAGGCUUUUUGUUGCACAAUUUCAUCUUCUGCGCGAUGGCUAGUGCUCAGCGGCACGAGCACUGUCUGCCGAGACGGAGCACAGGAACGCAGGCAAGAUGACACGGUUUAUUUUUUUCACCGUCUCUUCUCGCUCGCUUCAUCUAAUCCCUUACGGCUACUCCACCCAUUCCUUCAGCAAACAGCAGUGAAUUCAUUGAAGCUGUCUACACUAAGAGGAUCAAAAAGCGUACACGGUGUUAGGUGGGAGAGGGGUGCUUUUUUAUUUUUGGGAGAUGGGCUGUCUCAACCUACAUUGGAAUACUGAGGACACCGCAGCCCAUCGGACCGGAUAGGACCUGUCAUCCUUCUGUCUAUGGCAUCUGCGCCGUCUGUGCCAGGGAUUUUACAGAGGAGGGAUGACUCCGGGUUUCCUGGAGGCACAAGCGCGCACAUCUUUCAGUUUUUCUCCGAGAUACAGUUACUAAGACUUCACAAUGAGGAUGCACAAUGAGUUUCAGAUUGCACACCGAAGGCAGCAGACGGACCCUCGUGCUGCCCUUUGUUUGUUGUUUUUGCUCUACUACUGCGGAAUAAGCCCUAAACACGAAGACUAGCGGCAGUUUAGCUUGACAUGCCAGUCAUCCCGUUGCCUUAAACGUUUCUUUAUGCACAAUAGAGAUUUCCACGUGUGAAGUAUUAAGACUCUUGUGUGGAAUAGCAUGCUGAUGCGCUGAGAAGAUGGUGUCUGACUUUUUGUUUCUGAGAUGUUUGGAGCACAUUUCAACAGAGGCUUGUAAGUAGCGGGUAUGAUGGCUGUCGUGAGGUCUGUGUAAGAGUUAUUUAUUUCUAGAAGGGAGACGCCGACCGAACCACGCCUUCGCUUAAAUGAAGACCGGCCGCAAUUACACAGGAAGGGAUAUAAAAAUGAUGCACGUCAACAACUUCCCGUUCCGAAGGCAUUCCUGGAUAUGCUUUGACGUGGACAAUGGCACAUCAUCAGGACGGAGUCCCCUGGAUCCCAUGAUGAGUCCGGGGUCAGGCCUGGUCCUUCAGACCAAUUACGUGCACGGCCAGCGGAGGGAGUCGUUCCUCUACCGCUCCGACAGCGACUAUGACCUGUCGCCAAAGUCCAUGUCCAGAAACUCCUCCAUCACUAGCGACAUGAAUAACCACCUGCAGAGACCUGGUCUGGUCUCUCGGAGAUCUGAGCCGGUUAUUAGUGGAAAUCAUGGCGAUGACCUCAUCGUUACGCCGUUUGCACAGGUGCUGGCUAGUUUGCGGACGGUACGGAAUAACUUUGCAGCAUUAACCAACCUGCAGCAAGACAGAACGACUAACAAACGGUCCCCCAUGUGUAAUCAGCCACCCCUCGCAAAGACCUCCUUCACAGAGGAGGCCUACCAGAAGAUGGCCACUGAGACCCUGGAGGAGCUGGACUGGUGUCUGGACCAGCUGGAGACCCUACAGACCCGACACUCCGUCAGCGAGAUGGCCUCCAACAAGUUCAAGCGGAUGUUGAACAGAGAGUUAACCCAUCUGUCUGAGAUGAGCAAAUCUGGUAACCAGGUCUCAGAGUUCAUCUCCAACACAUUUUUAGACAAACAGCAUGACGUGGAGAUGCCGACGCCGCAGACGCAGAAGGAGAAAGAGAAGAAGAAGAAGCCCAUGUCGCAGAUCAGCGGCGUGAAGAAACUCACACACAGCACCAGCCUCACCAACUCCAACAUCCCUCGCUUUGGGGUCAAGACGGACACGGAAGACUCUUUAGCCAAGGAGCUGGAGGAUAUUAACAAAUGGGGCCUUAAUGUUUUUAAAGUCACCGAGUUUUCAGGCAACAGGCCUUUAACGGUGAUGAUGCACACUAUAUUUCAGGAGAGAGACUUACUCAAAACAUUUAAAAUCCCCCUGGACACUUUCAUAACCUACCUGAUGACCUUAGAAGACCAUUAUCACGCAGACGUCGCUUAUCACAACAACAUCCACGCUGCUGAUGUCACUCAGUCCACACAUGUGCUGCUGUCCACGCCCGCGCUAGAGGCGGUUUUCACAGACCUUGAAAUUCUUGCUGCCAUUUUCGCCAGUGCAAUUCACGAUGUCGACCACCCAGGAGUCUCCAACCAGUUCCUCAUUAACACCAACUCUGAGUUGGCUCUCAUGUACAAUGACUCGUCGGUGCUGGAGAACCAUCAUCUCGCCGUGGGUUUCAAGCUCCUGCAGGAGGAGAACUGUGACAUCUUCCAGAACCUGACCAAAAAACAGAGACAAUCGCUGCGCAAGAUGGUCAUAGACAUCGUUUUAGCCACUGAUAUGUCUAAACACAUGAACCUGCUGGCCGACCUGAAGACGAUGGUGGAGACGAAGAAGGUCACGAGUUCUGGCGUGUUACUCUUGGAUAAUUAUUCUGACAGAAUACAAGUUCUACAGAAUAUGGUCCACUGUGCGGAUCUCAGUAACCCCACCAAACCCCUUCAGCUGUACAAACAGUGGACGGAUCGGAUCAUGGAGGAGUUCUUCAGUCAGGGCGAUCGAGAGCGAGAGAGAGGGAUGGAGAUCAGUCCCAUGUGUGACAAACACAACGCAUCAGUCGAGAAAUCUCAGGUGGGUUUCAUCGACUACAUCGUGCAUCCACUUUGGGAGACGUGGGCCGACCUCGUCCACCCGGACGCCCAGGACAUCCUGGACACAUUAGAGGAAAACCGAGAGUGGUACCAGAGCACCUUACCCCAGAGCCCCUCGCCCGCCCCGGAUCCAGAGGACGGCAACCGCUCUGGCGCCGCCGAAAAGUUCCAGUUCGAACUGACGCUGGAGGAGGACGGGGAAUCAGACACGGAGAAAGACAGCGGCAGCCAGGCCGAGGAGGAGGACGAAGAGGACGACAGCUGCAGCGAUUCCAAAACUCUCAUCACGCAGAACUCUGAAUCCACCGAGAUCCCGGAGGCCGAGGAGGGAAUUUCAGAGGAAGUUUCCACGGAGCCCAGCAUGGUAGAAGAGGAUGAAGACGAGGACGAGGAGGAGGAACAGCCGGCAGACACGUAGCAGAGCGUCCGGACGGCAAAAAACGUGAAUAUUUAAUAAUUGACAAUGAAAUCGAGUUCCAAAGCGCACGUUGCACUCCGUGACCUCGGCCCUUCCUCUCUCGCUCUCCGUUUCUCUUUCCGUCUCUCUACGAGCUGCCUGGGGACGAGAGGACACUAGGACAUCGGUAGGUUGUCGUUUUAUUUGCACUCAGGAAUAAUAUUUAGUCCUUCGUUUCUUUUGUUUACCUUCUCCGCCCGGACACCUUUUCUCUGUGAUUUACCGUGAGAAGAUCUCCCACGUGACCGUUCCGCUGCACAAAGCAAUCUGGGGAGAUUCUGCCCGCGGAGACGACGAUGGCGGGGAUAAACAUAGCAGCACGUUUCCUUGGAUUUCAAAGAGACCUUUUUUCUACGUUUUAAGUCUUCCUCAACUUUGACUGAAAACAUGUAUAAAAAGACAAAACGCAAGCAGCUCGCAGCUGUCAUGGCCUCUUCAAUGAUUUUAUACGGUAUACGUCGAGAUUUUUACAUGUUGACUUUUAAUAACGGAACAACAGCUGUUGUGCUUCAAAAGACUUUAUGCGAAGGGUAACUUGCAAGUAGGCAGCGUUGCGGUCGUCCUGCGUUGGGUCGUGCCACCACGCAUCACUGCUGUCUCACAAACCAUCAACUUUCAUGUUCUGUACCAACUGGAUUUACAUGACCUUCAUCUUUUUUUAAAACAUCAUAUGGCCCAUUUUGUUCACCUACAAAUGUUUGACGUGAAAACACAUUUUUCGUCCUUUGUUUCAGAGCAAUGAUUUUGGCAACACUUCUAAGUCUGUGUUAUAUAAUAAAUUAGGAAGAUAUUUGUAAUGCAGCCGUAAUGUCUUAUAAUUCCAGAAAUAAUAAUUUAGUUAUAAUAGAUAUAAUACUUCCCUAUUCAUAGAUAAACCUUAACUUUAAUUUCAUUAAAACGGAUAAACAACCAAGUUGAUGUAUAUCAUAUAUUAUAAUGCAUUAUGCUCUGUAAAAUAAUAUAAUGCAUUGUAUAGGUAGUAUGAUUUACAGCUAUUUAUGAGGCAUUGCAUUAUGUAUUAAAAGACCAUACGAAACAUUUUAUAUACGGACUUCAAGUGAAAUGUUGCAAUAAUGACCACCAAACAAAGACUUGUUUUCCGAAACACAGUUGAAAUUUUACCUUCAGGUCAACCCGUAUUUUUAACGUCUAUAAUAACGCCAUCUGUUCACACAACAUACUGUUGGAGAUUUUAUAGCAUGUGAGACUUGAGCUCAGCUCACAUUGUGCUUCUGAUUUGGUUUUAUUUUGCCUUUGUUUUUGUCUGCUGCGAAUCUCGUACAUCUAGUCAAACUCCCAGAAAUCCUAUCAUCAUAGAGUUGUGUUGCGUGAUGCCUUUUGUGAGAUGGCCUGUCGGUUUAACGUGAUUUCAUUGCGUAUUUGUUUUGCACUCAUUGCAUUAGAUCAGAGAUCUUCUCUUAGGGCUAGAUGCACUUCAGCGUCAAAUUGCAUAUUUUCGUGCCGUUUCAUGCCAAAACUUCCCUCCCGAACGCCCAGCGCUCAGUAGGUUUUAAUACCAACUUAUUUAUGGUUUUAUUUAUUGUUUAUGUUUGGCUCGUGUUGAAAGCAGUACUGUAGACCCAUCAACUGUAGCAUUGACAGCGUGGACUUGCAAGUUACUAGAUCUACCGUCUUUGAUCGUGUACAUAGAACAAACCUUUUCAAAGUCUGUAGGAAGUGUAAGAUGCUCACAGAAACUUGAACUCUGGCUUUUCAGUAGGACUGAUUUUGUUAUGUAUAUUUUUAUUUAAGUUUUGUGCCAUGAUAUUUUCUUUCCUCACCAGAUGACCUUACCUAGUUAUGGAUUUUAUUUGGUUGUCAUUUCUUUCGCGGUUUACAACAAUGUAUUUAUUUGGCUGUACAUAUUGUAAUAUUGGUUGUAUGAUGACAGAUUCUGAACUUCAUCCCGGAUGGAGUUGCUGUAUUUCGUAAACUCUUGUUGAGAGAAUGUUUAUUAUUAUAAAUAUUAUCCAUUGUAAAAAAAUAAUAUUCUGUAUAAAAAUGAAAAUGAUAAAAAAGUCACCUUCGAGCUUGUUUAUGGAGAACUGGGGGAAAGCCAAACAAUAUGAGAAAGUCGCAUUGGUAUUUGGCCCCAGGGCUGUGCCUUAAACUUUAAAUGUCUUUUAUUUGUCUGUCUGUCUGUCUGUAUGUCUGUCCAAGUUUUGUCUCUUCCAUGUCCAAAAGUGUCUGACCCAUUUACUGUCAGGGUAUCAGGGCUUUAGGAUAUUUCACUUUCAUUGUUUUGUUCUGUGGCAUAAAGGCCACGUGCAAUAGAUCCUCGGUUAUGUGUAUUACAGGUGUAAUCUACGUCUGCUGUUCCUCAUCUUUGUUCAGGUCUUUAUCUUCAUCUCAUCCAGUCUUGUAGAUGUUAAAUAAUCCAAUUUUCUGACACAUACUGUAGAUUUUAGCAGCCCUGGACCAAAGCCAAUCGUGGCUAUUAUUAUUAUUAUUGGUAUUUUACAAUGUCAUUAAAGGGAUUCAUGAACUGAUAUUUUACCCUUUUGAUUCAUAAGAUCUGCUGAUUAAAAACUGAAAUUGACUUAUUUCAGUGAUAUCUUUUGUCUCUUUUACUGUAGAGAAACAUCUUUGUCCGGCUUACAAUCCAUCAAAUGAAACGGGAAAGAAUUUUUGAUAUGCAACAAGAGAAAUAAAAGCAUGGGUUGGUGCCGUA